Dioscorea cayenensis subsp. rotundata (Guinea yam) is the source of this 765-nucleotide messenger RNA. Its product is annotated as mavicyanin-like. Gene Ontology annotation, cellular component: plasma membrane. The coding region runs from base 59 to 634 and encodes 191 amino acids. The record is from RefSeq and is a predicted model, not a curated record. The transcript is spliced from 2 exons. NCBI's taxonomy places the organism in Eukaryota, Viridiplantae, Streptophyta, Magnoliopsida, Dioscoreales, Dioscoreaceae. Gene Ontology annotation, molecular function: electron transfer activity.
UUUUCCUUCCUCUUUCUUUCUCUUUGGCUUCUCAGUGGUGGUUGAGGUAGUGGUAGCCAUGGCAUCUGGUUUGUUUGGUUACCAUGGUGGUGUUGCCAUUGUUGUUGUUCUUGUUGCAUUAAUAUCUUCUUCUUGUGGUGUUAUUAUGGGUAGUGCACAAGGGGUUCAUCAUCUUGUUGGUGGUGGCCAUGGCUGGGAUGCUUCAACCUCUGAUCUUCAAGCUUGGUCAUCUCAAAAAGUCUUCAGAGUUGGAGACAAUAUUUGGUUCGCAUACUCAAGGGAGAAGGACAGCAUUGUGGAGCUAGGGAGCAGGAUGGAGUUCGAGUCAUGCGACAUCAAGAAUCCGAUCAGAAUGUACACAAGUGGGUUUGAUAAAGUGGUCCUUGAAGGGGAAGGGGCAAGGUUCUUUGUGAGCAGCAAAUUUGAUAACUGCAGGAAUGGUCUGAAACUCCAUGUCAAUGUGAUGCCUCAUAAUCAAGAUGACAACAAUAAGGCGAUGGAAAUGCCGAGUUACUUUGCUUCGGCUUUGGCUGCAGGGCCACAGCCCUCUAGCUCUCCUCCUCCCAUUGUUGUUGCUGCUGGUGCUUCACUAUGGGCUUGGAUUGGCAUUGCUGCAUGCUUCAUGGCAUUCUAAAUGUUUUGUUAGAUUUCUUAGUUUUAGUUGCAGUUUGCAUUUCUUUGACUUGGUUUCUAUGUGAACUUUCCUUGCUGUUUCUCAAGCUUUGCAAGGUUUUAUCUUAUGAUAAUAAACGUUUUAGUAUUUAA